AUGGUGAUUGACCUGGCCCUGGAGUUGCACAGACGAGCCAAGGACUUUGCUUUAGCGGGUGACACGCUGCGCGCAAAGGCGUUAGUCGAAAGCAGCAUCGACCAGCUUGUAACGGCCAAAGGACUGGUGCCCGGCGGGCGCGUGCUCCAGCUGCUCGAGGGUCUGCUUGAGGCCUGGCAUACCGAUGGCAUUGUCUUGCAGGCCGAAGACCACGACACCGUGUCAGAGCUGGAGUGCUGCGUGGCAGAAGCGCUUCGCAAGGUUGCGAAAGCUCCAGUGGUAGCAGCAGUGGCAGCCAAGCUCGUGUUAGGAGGCUGCGGCACUACACCAAGCACCGCCUCUGAUGCAACAUCGGCCAGAGGCGACUGCAUUGCUAUUGAUCCGAAGAGCGGUGGCCUCCUCAAUGCGGCGGCUGCAGCAGCGGAAGCGCGAGUCGUUGAUGAUGGCGCCAGUGGGGUGGACUGGGAUGCAGGGGUCGUUGUCAUUGUCACGCUGAUGAUGUCUUGUCAGCCUCCGGGCCCACGGGCGAGUGUGCACCUGGACGCCGGCGUGCGUAGCUGGUGGCGCUCCUUUCGGGUCAUCGUCCGCGCGCCUCGGACUGAGCUGUUCCCGCCUCAUCGAACUUGUUUCGCUGGCCAGCCUCAGUCUCCACUUCACUUCUUCCUUUUGUCUUGA
Molecule: messenger RNA, 675 nt
Organism: Symbiodinium natans
Lineage: Eukaryota; Dinophyceae; Suessiales; Symbiodiniaceae
Source: the annotation of a GenBank genome assembly